GCACAAAUUCUCAUCCCCUUGAGGACAAAAACUACCUUUUUGAGGUGAAAAAUGGGUCCACGUUUGUUGCAUGGGACUCUUCAUGCUACCAUAUAUGAAGUUGAUAAGAUAAGGGCCGGUUGGUGCGAUUGUUGUGGACCGACUGCUCCCCAGAAAGCAUCAAAAAGGAUUUUGAACAAUGUCAAGAAAUUGUUCUUCUGCGCGCCAAAGAUUUCUGCUACAAAACUUUAUGCAACCAUAGAUUUAGACAAGGCUAGAGUUGGAAGGACCAGAAUCGCAGAAAAUGAACCUUCGAACCCUCACUGGAAUGACACAUUUCGACUUUUCUGUGCACAUGAGAUUUCCAACAUCAUUUUUACAGUAAAAGAUGAGAAUCCUGUCAGUGCAACACUAAUCGGAAGAGCAUAUCUCCCUGUUGAGGAAGUCUUGAAUCGAUAUGUAGUCAAUAAAUGGGUACCAAUAUUAGAUGAAGAUGGUCAUCCAAUAAGUGGUCGUUCCAAAAUCCACGUAAGGUUGCAGUUCUUUAGCGUAAAGCAAGACAGUAAUUGGUCUAGAGGCAUUACGUCCCCUGCAUUUGGAGGAAUACCUUAUACAUUUUUCAAGGAGAGACAGGGGUGUCAAGUUACACUUUACCCCGAUGCAGAUAUUUCAGAUGAUGAUAUCACAAAUUAUCUCAAGUCUCAAGGACUCUUUGAACCUCAGAGAUGUUGGGAAGAUAUAUUUGAUGCAAUCAACAACGCAAAGCACUUAAUUUAUAUAGCCGGUUGGUCGGUAUACACUAAAAUUACCUUGAUAAGAAAUCCAAGGAGGCAAAAGAUAGGCGGAGAACAAAAGAUAGGCGCAGAACUUACUCUUGGGGAGCUGUUGAAAAAGAAGGCAAGUGAGGGAGUUAAUGUUCUUUUGCUAGUUUGGGAUGAUAUAACUUCAGAUGAGGUACUGAAAAGAGAUGGACUAAUGUCAACUCAUGAUCAAGAAACCGCGGAUUAUUUCAAGAACACGGAUGUCCACUGUUGUUUGUGUCCGCGUAAUGCAGAUAGUGGAAAGACCGUAAUUCAGGGGUUUCAAGUUGGUACAAUGUUUACUCACCAUCAAAAGACGAUUGUGGUAGACACUGAAAUUCCAGGAGGGCUGUCACAGAAAAGAAUGAUAGUCAGUUUUCUUGGUGGUAUUGACCUUUGUGAUGGACGAUAUGAUACUCGGGAACACUCGUUAUUCAGGACAUUGGACACAGUACAUAAGCAAGAUUUCCAUCAGCCUAACUUUCCGGGCUCUUCAAUCGCAAAAGGUGGUCCAAGAGAGCCUUGGCAUGACAUUCAUUGUAGGCUAGAAGGGCCUGUUGCCUGGGAUGUCCUGUAUAAUUUUGAGCAAAGGUGGAGGAAGCAGAUUGGAGAUAGAUUUAUCUAUUCAUUGAAUGAGCUUGAUAAAUUUAUUAUCCGGCCAACGGAAAUUACAGCAUCAAGGGAUAGAGAAACCUGGAAUGUUCAAAUAUUUCGAUCCAUUGAUGGUGGUGCUGUUAAGGAUUUCCCUGACACACCAGAAGAAGCUGCUGAGGUAGGUCUUGUUACCGGAAAAAACAAUGUCAUUGAUCAAAGUAUUCAUGAUGCAUACAUCAGUGCCAUUCGUCGAGCUAAGAAUUUCAUUUACAUUGAAAAUCAAUACUUUGUUGGAAGUUGUUAUGGUUGGAAGCCUACUCAAGAUGUCAAGCUCGAGGACAUUGGAGCUUUGCAUCUUAUCCCAAAGGAGCUCUCACUUAAGAUUGUGAGUAAGAUUCAAGCAGGGGAGAGAUUUACAGUCUACAUUGUUCUUCCAAUGUGGCCAGAAGGUAUACCGGAAAGUGAUUCUGUUCAGGCAAUUUUAGACUGGCAAAGAAGGACAAUGGAAAUGAUGUACACAGAUAUAUGCAAUGCCCUUAAGGCUAAGGGAAUUACUACUGCUGAUCCAAGAGAUUACUUGACAUUUUUCUGCCUUGGAAACCGUGAAGUCAAAAAGCCCGGAGAAUACGAACCUCCUCAGAAACCAGAUCCUGAUACUGAUUAUGCUAGAGCUCAACAAUUCAGGCGCUUUAUGAUCUAUGUUCAUUCAAAAAUGAUGAUUGUUGAUGAUGAAUACAUCAUAAUUGGAUCAGCCAACAUUAAUCAAAGAUCAAUGGAUGGUGGAAGAGAUUCUGAGAUAGCCAUGGGAGGCUACCAACGAUAUCACCUUGGAUCUAAUCAACCACCUAGAGGGAAAAUAUACGGUUUUCGUAUGUCCUUAUGGUGUGAGCAUCUAAACUAUGCAGAUGACUCUUUCAUCGAUCCCUCGAGUCUAGAAUGUGUUAGGAAAGUAAAUGGCAUGGCUGAUGAGAGCUGGAAACUUUAUUCUAGUGAUACAUUUGAUCUAGAUCUUCCGGGUCAUCUUCUUCGCUACCCGGUAAAUAUUUCAAAUACUGGACAGAUUACAGCACUUCCUGGAUUCAAGUUUUUCCCAGACACAAAAGCUGCUGUUCUUGGCACCAAAUCUCAGUAUCUCCCACCUAUUCUCACUACAUGAUGUACAUCGGCAGCAUUGUACCAACCAACAACAUGUAAUAUUUGUAAAUGUAACUCUUUGGAAUCAUCUUUUUGAGUAACAUUAACUAUUCCCUCCGUUUCAAUUUAUUGGUCUGAAGUUCCCUUUAGUCGGUUUGAAAAAGAAUGUCUUUUUUCUUAUUUUGGUAAUGC
Messenger RNA from Capsicum annuum, 2699 nucleotides. Its product is annotated as phospholipase D alpha 1. Bases 52 to 2529 code for a protein of 825 amino acids. Gene Ontology annotation, cellular component: plasma membrane. The record is from RefSeq and is a predicted model, not a curated record. The transcript is spliced from 5 exons. Gene Ontology annotation, biological process: phospholipid catabolic process; phosphatidylcholine metabolic process. NCBI's taxonomy places the organism in Eukaryota, Viridiplantae, Streptophyta, Magnoliopsida, Solanales, Solanaceae. Gene Ontology annotation, molecular function: calcium ion binding; D-type glycerophospholipase activity.